UGAUCGCAAGCGAGUCCAAGUUCCUGUGUCAUUUUUAUUCUUUUUUUAUUUUUUAGUUUUUUGCCUAUGUAUUUAUUUAUUUUUUUUUCAUGUUGAUGUCACUGUGUUGAGCGGCUCAGACAGAGAAGCAGCUGUUGUCAUUUCAGGUUGAGUCUUGGCAACGGCGUAGAUUGAGCGAAAGGAAAAGAUUUUGACUUGCUGUGGCAAGAUUUCAAUGGACAAAAUGAGCAGCCUGGUGGCCAAAUUACAUCACCUCUGGAUUACUUCCAUUUUGAAACAAUCUCGGAUGACAACUAUGCAAUCCAAGGUCCAUCUCUCGACAAUCCCUCCUGAGCCGGUCAUCCCCUCUAAGAAACCUUUCAAAGUGGAUCUUGUUGGUGGAAAGCGUUAUUCGUGGUGCACCUGUGGGCACAGCAAAAAACAGCCUUUCUGUGAUGGAGCACACAAGACCAAAGCCCAGGGCCUGUCCCCAUUACGCUUCGUCCCAGAGAAAGAUGCUACAGUUUGGUUGUGUGGCUGCAAAUACACAAACAACCCACCAUACUGUGAUGGCACGCACAAGCAGGACUUCAUCACAUCUGCCCCGCUGCAUGAGCAGAACUGACAGUUAAAACGUGUCUCGCUUCGAAAAGGGCGAAGUAUCUAACUUCACUGGAGCUUUAGAACAAAUAUGGCCUGUGGUUGUAUAGGCAGAACAUAUUGUACCCACUAGUGUUUCAACUGUUUGAAUCCCGUAAGUUGACACGCCUCUACAAAAUUUGUGUUAUUGAGUGUGAUAGAACAGUUAACUAAAUAAGUGGUUUCCUAUUGGAAGCUUAUCACUGUUCUUUCGAUAAAUCAUGUAUAAUAAAUGUCUUUAAAAAAACUGCCAGCAUUGAACUUUAUUUCACAGUAUGCUUCACAACCUCCUGAUGUUCUCAGGAAAUGAUUAAUUGGGACACUUUGUUCAAAAAACCUAGAAAGUAAACAUUUUAUUGACCUAAAGCAUGCACAUGGCUGAUUUUAUUUUUUUUAAAGCAUUGUUGUUGUUUUUUUUGUUGGAACGGAAACGAGGAAUGCUGUAUUUUAUGAAACACCAUACAUGGCCGUGUAUUCAAAUCCCUUUUGAGUUCUUACAGACAUUUACGACAAAAGUACAGUUGUCUGACACACACACACACACACAGGCGAGUGCUUAGAAAAGUGUGAAAGCGUCUCAUGGUGGCAAAUACUUGUUGGUUUUUUAA
Molecule: messenger RNA, 1226 nt
Organism: Phycodurus eques (leafy seadragon)
Lineage: Eukaryota; Metazoa; Chordata; Actinopteri; Syngnathiformes; Syngnathidae
Product: CDGSH iron-sulfur domain-containing protein 3, mitochondrial-like
Exons: 3
Coding region: 215-604 (129 amino acids)
Cellular component (GO): intracellular membrane-bounded organelle
Molecular function (GO): 2 iron, 2 sulfur cluster binding
Source: RefSeq, a predicted model, not a curated record